AACCAACCUUGUUUAAACCGGAAAUGUUUGGUGGGGAUUAGCUUGGACGGGUUAAACCAGACCGGGAACAAACCCCCAGUAAGAGGGAAAUACACCACCGCAGAUCCACUUUGUGCGCCUUUCCGUGCCCGUGAGGAGCUACACAAGAGUGCAAGGCAUGAAGCGAAAGUCCAGGGUUCAAAGCUCUUCUAGUCAUGAAGAGAGAAAAUCAGAGAACAAGAGGAGCACAGUUUUGAGCUCUGACCCAAACAAAAAAGAGGCAACCUGCACGAAGAGGCCUAAGCAUACUUCUUUUACAGAUGCAGGGAAGAAAGAUUCUUUUGUUUUGAAGGCAUGCCAGAAUUCCUUAAAGAAUCAUAGCAGCGGCAACUUAAAUGAAAAAGAGGGAACUUGCACGAAGAGGCCUAAGCGUGAUGAUUGGAGAGGUCAAUCCCCAUGGAAAGCAUACUCGGGCUUGCCUGUUUACUACUGUGCUCCAUCUUGUGGAACUGAAUUUCUAUAUGAUUCAGACCUUUCGGGAGAUGAGGAAGAGUUUGAAGCAAUUGAGUUUCUCAGAGAAAGAUUUGAGGAUGAAACAAGCAGGAUGGAAUCUUUACUUAUUAAAGAGGUGGAGCGUAGGUGCAUUGCGGAGGGUUACUGUCAUUGCAAAUGCGUGCGAGCUAAGAGGAAGGUAACCCAAGAGUUGGAUGAGAUGGCCAAGGAGCGCCGGCGUGAAUUUCACAGGAAUUUCUGUGAGACACCGACUGCGAAACGGCGUGCAAAAUAUCAUGCAAGCUUUUGUUACCCGUUAACAAAGGGGGUAUGUGGGAAUGUGAGGCUUCCCGAUUGUGAUUGCAAACAAGGCCGAGCUCGGAGGAAGAAGAAAUUGGAAGACAUGUCGAGCGGAAACGUUUAUGGCCCCUAAAGCAAUCUCGUCCUUUGCCGUUCUUAUUAUUACUCCGUAAUAUAUUUAUUUACAGUAUUUAAUUACUCUCUACCCUUUAUUUAUAAAUCUAAAACGCUAACAUUAAUCUCUAACGCUAUUCUCAACCAGACUCUUAUUUACCUGGAGUUUGAGUUAGAUGUUGUUGGAAUAUAUUACUCUACUUAUUUAUGAAUUGGUGGAUGUCCUACUUUUUUAAUUCCCCUACUUAUUUAGAUUUAUGAGAAAUGAAUUUGCGGGUUGUUCUGCAAUGCCAUACUGUACGUCUGUACCUAUAUAAUUUCCAGUUGAUUGACAGGCUCACUAUUUGCCUUUAUUUAACAAAAGGAAUUUUUCUCAAGCAUCCUCUAAAUAUUGAUGGAGAGGUAGUCCGCCGUAUCACUAUGACUGACACCCCUUUAGAAUCUCUCUUCCCCAACAUAUGUAGCUUCAAUCUCAGGGCUUAUCAUUGGUUCCAUGUCUGAAUAAGGUUUUUGACGUUAUUUCACAGCAUCACUAAGCUCUCUUGUUUGGUGGCACCCGAUGAGCACUCAGUUAGCACUGAAGAGAUUAAGAAUCUAAAGUGUGCGGUCCUUCCCCUAGGCAAAACAAUGCUAUUAUGAAGGAUGUGACAUUCAAGACUACCUUACUAUUUGACGUUAGAGAGGCAGACAAUGAUUUCUAGAGAAAUAUUUUUCCAGUUCCACUGUAACCAUUCAAAAAAACUUCUUCAUUCAGCUCUCAAGACUUCUAUUAUUUCAUUAUAUAUAUUCCUCUUAUCUUCAUUCUUCGUAGAUAAAUAUCCCCCAAGAUCAAAUGAUAACUUUUCUUUGUCAUAGUUCAAUUCCUCUACCAAUAAAUUAUUUUGAUUCUA
Molecule: messenger RNA, 1775 nt
Organism: Cuscuta campestris
Lineage: Eukaryota; Viridiplantae; Streptophyta; Magnoliopsida; Solanales; Convolvulaceae
Source: the annotation of a GenBank genome assembly